Molecule: messenger RNA, 1920 nt
Organism: Ictalurus furcatus (blue catfish)
Lineage: Eukaryota; Metazoa; Chordata; Actinopteri; Siluriformes; Ictaluridae
Product: apolipoprotein A-I
Exons: 4
Coding region: 123-890 (255 amino acids)
Biological process (GO): high-density lipoprotein particle assembly; cholesterol homeostasis; lipoprotein metabolic process
Cellular component (GO): extracellular region; blood microparticle; chylomicron
Molecular function (GO): phospholipid binding; phosphatidylcholine-sterol O-acyltransferase activator activity; cholesterol binding
Source: RefSeq, a predicted model, not a curated record
CUCCUGGACUUUGGGUUACAAAACACACAACUCAUGCCCCUCUACAGUAUAUAUACUGACUUCUAAAACAGACUUGCACACGCACAGCUGGUGGCUGACAGAACAGACUCAAAGCAAUAAUUAUGAAGGUCUUUUUGGUACUGGUUCUUGCUGUACUCACAGGUUGCCAGGCCAACUUGUUGUACGGUGAUGAGCCCAAACCACAACUGGAGAAACUGACUGAUGCUUUCUGGGACUAUGUUGCCAAGGCAACACACACUGCUGAGGACACACUGAAAACGAUUAGAGAGUCUCAACUGGGCCAGGAAGUCAACACUAGACUUACAGAAGGUGCUAAUGUGGCCAUUGAGUAUGCUGUCACUCUCCAGAAACAAGUGAACCCUCUAGCCCAGGACAUCAUAACCAAAUUUACCAAGGAGGCUGAAGUUCUGAAGGAGCGUCUCAAGCAGGAUCUGACCACCGUGAGAGACAAACUGGAGCCCUAUGCUGAUGAUUUGAAGACCCAAAUUCAGCAGAGAGUGGAGGAGCUGAGAGUAGCUGUGGCUCCUUAUGCUGAGUCCUUUGACUCUGAAGCUCUGAAAACCACAGUGCUGCAGAAGACCGAGGAGCUCAGGGGGAGUCUGGAGGAGAAAGUGAAGGAGCUGCAGUCCCAGCUGGAGCCCUACACUGAUGAACUCAGACAGAAAGUAGAUCAGCACCUGCAGGAAUUCCAGAAGACCGUGGCCCCUCUGACUGAAGAUCUUCAGGCCAAGGUUGCUGAGAGAGCCACUUUGGUUCAGCAGGGUCUGGCUCCCUAUGCUGAGGACCUGAGAGAGAAACUGGACCCUUAUGCCCAGAACCUGAAGGACCAGCUCACCUCUCUUUAUGAGUCCUUCACCAAGCCCAACUAAAUACUCUAAACACCACAUUUCCACCACUGGAUUAAUUUUACACUCAUGAAAACUGGUAAAACUACCAUUCUGUAUUUUGAUAUAAAUCCCAUCAUUUUGCAAAAAUACAAAAACAAACUGUUAAACUUGCUAAAGGACCAGUGAAUUUCUCCUGUGCCAGGAACAUUAAUAUCAAAAUGUAUCUAUGUAUUAAUGGCAUGCUUCUAAGGAGCUGUUUGUCCUUUGUGAACAUGUUUUGUAUCAUGUCUAAAGCAAUAAUAUAUUUCCAUUUCUUGCAUAUAUCCUAUAUUAAAACAUCUGCCAAAUUGAAUGUGUAAAAUAUUUGUAUAAAUAUUAUGUUAUUAUGUUCUUUGAAUGUUGCGAAAAAGAAAACCAAAUGGUUUUUAUAGAUGUAAAUCAAUCUAGUAACAGUACUGUUUUGACAGAUUCUAGCUGUUCUAAUGAACUAGGGCUACUACUAGUCAGUUCUGUGGUGUUCAAAUGAAGUAUGUUAUAUUAAAUAUUUAAAAGUAAACAGUUAGUAGUGCAUUUACAAACAAGAAAUAAUAAAAGAUGUCCAGAAAUCUUGUGGAGAUGCAUGUAAAUGACAAAUUCUUAAAAAAAACAACAACCAAAAACAAAACAAUAAAACACCACCACAACAAACAUUUCUUUGCCAAUUGUGACAAUGGUCAUAAAAAUUCAUUACAGUUUAUUUAUUGUGAAGUGUUUAUUAUUGUUUUAAUAAACAUGUUUUAGAUGAAUUAAAAUCUAUUUCUGAGUACAUCUCUGGAAUAUUGCAGCACAUUGUUUAGUGAAGUUUACUGAUGAUCCUCUUAUGAGAUGGUAGAAUGAACGUUUCACGAGUAGUAGGCUAUUGUUAUGGUAUGAAACAAGUGGAAAGAUCCCAUAUAUACCAUAGCAAGCUUUCCACAUAGCAGCUUGAUACUAUGGUUGGAACUACAGGUGACCUGCCCUUCAAAGCUGGUGAUAGCCUGCUCUCAUCUCUUCUGCAAUGAGUAUAGGCUUAACAUUACAAUGUUUUUCAAGU